AUGACAGAGGGCGGCAGUUUCACGGCGAUGCUUCUACAAGGAUUUGGAGGAGACCCCCUAUCUGAGACACCACCUCCCCAGAGCAGAGGAGCUUUCAAACAGAUACAGGGACACAGUGUGAGUACAGAGUCCAGCCCCACUGCACAGAUACAGGGACACAGUGUGAGUACAGAGCCCAGCCUCACUGGCUCUGACGCUCCUGCGGAGGUGCUGGGGGAGAGGUGUGUGAUUUGUGCAGGAUGUGGGGGGCGUGUUUAUGACAGGUACUUCCUGCUGGCAGUGGACAGGCCGUGGCAUGCAGGGUGUCUGCGCUGCAGCCUGUGCCAGCGCUCCCUCGAUGCCCAGCUCACCUGCUUCUCAAAGGAUGGUGCCAUCUACUGCAAGGAGGACUACUACAGCCGGUUCUGUGUGCAGUGCUGUGCUCGCUGUGGGCUCGGGGUCUCCGCCUCCUCUUUGGUGAUGCGCGCACGGGACUAUGUGUUUCACCUGCGCUGCUUCACCUGCCUGCCCUGCGGAGCCGUGCUGCGACCCGGCGACCUCUUCACCAUGAGGGGUCAUGACCUAUACUGCCAGAGACACUCCACCCAUGAACACACCCCAAAACCACGCCUCCGCAAGCGCCGGACCACGACCACUGAGAGAGAAAGAAACACGGCAGGCCUCCUUCCCUUGGAGGGGGAGGGGUUUGUGGGCGGCCCCGAGCCCCAAUUGGCUGGGCAGCAGCAGGAGGGCGUGUCGGUGUCGAAGACUAAGCGAAUCAGGACGUGCUUCAAGAACCACCAGCUGCGCACCAUGGAGUCCUACUUUGCAGUGAAGCACAACCCUGAUGGGAAGGACUGGGAGCAGCUGGCCAAGAGGACAGGGCUGCCCAAGAGAGUGCUGCAGGUUUGGUUUCAGAAUGCCCGGGCUAAACUGCGCAAGACCCUGACCACAGACGAGCCAAUUGAAGGAGAGGGGGCCGACGACACAGCAAUCACCACCAUCGACCAAUCUCAGCUCUCCCUCACAGCUACGCCCACCAGGGACCCACCCACCCCACCCACCCCACCAGCCCUCGGAACCCUCUUUAGUCCCCAGCCAAUCAGAGCACCCAGCCCCUUCCCCUCCUUUCCAGAGUUCUCAGGAAGUUACGUCACACAGCCCGGCCCUAUCAUGGCCCCCAUAUUCCUGAACUUUGACCUGGGGGAGUCGACAACCAGCAGCGUAGAGGAUUCUGGGCCAACGAGUUUCUUUUGA
This is a messenger RNA of Polyodon spathula (Mississippi paddlefish), 1236 nucleotides long. RefSeq names its product LIM/homeobox protein Lhx9-like. Gene Ontology annotation, biological process: neuron differentiation; regulation of transcription by RNA polymerase II. The coding region runs from base 1 to 1236 and encodes 411 amino acids. Gene Ontology annotation, molecular function: DNA-binding transcription factor activity, RNA polymerase II-specific; RNA polymerase II transcription regulatory region sequence-specific DNA binding. NCBI's taxonomy places the organism in Eukaryota, Metazoa, Chordata, Actinopteri, Acipenseriformes, Polyodontidae. Gene Ontology annotation, cellular component: nucleus. The record is from RefSeq and is a predicted model, not a curated record. The transcript is spliced from 5 exons.